AUGAUCUCGGCUACGGCUAUCAUCAGCAACAUUGGCACAUGCUAUGCCGCGCAACCUUACGAUCAGAUCCUAUCCAUAAUCGGCGAUACAAACCAGACUAUCGAACUCUAUCCAGACUAUACGACGUACUUCUCCGGCAUAAGUCCGAGUCAACAAGCCGUGAUACAUGCCAAUUCGAAGUCUCUAUCUGCUACUGAGGCUACUGUCGCCGCGGCUCAAGCUUACAUCCGCUAA
Molecule: messenger RNA, 234 nt
Organism: Colletotrichum tamarilloi
Lineage: Eukaryota; Fungi; Ascomycota; Sordariomycetes; Glomerellales; Glomerellaceae
Exons: 2
Coding region: 1-234 (77 amino acids)
Source: RefSeq, a predicted model, not a curated record